AUGUGGAAGCUUCGAUGCUCCUCUCCCGGAGAUAGGGCAAGUGUCCCGGGUCAAGAUAUUUCCUCUCUGAAUGGGCACGCUGGGCGGCACAUCUGGGAACACAACUCAGCGCACCUGAGCCCCGAAGAUAUCGCAGUGAUAGAUCGCCUUCGAGAGAACUUCGAACUGAACCGCCAUACUCAAAAACACUCCUCAGACGCCCUCAUGCGCUUACAGUACGAUUCACUUCGCGACGCACGGGGUCGGGCGAUUAAAACAGCACCUCCUCCGCGUUGCGCAUAUGACCCAACUUCUGGGACGGCUGACUCACCAGUGUCCCGGGACAUAGUAAAGCAAGCCUUGCGCGCUGGAAUCGACUUUUACCAGGGACUUCAGGACGAUGAUGGGCACUGGCCAGGCGACUACGGGGGGCCGAUGUUUCUCAUGCCUGGCCUCAUAAUAGCUUUGUGCGUCAUGGGCAAACUUGAUCACGUGCUUUCUGAGGCGCACAAGGUAGAAAUUCGGCGAUACCUCAGAAACCACCAGAAUGAGGAUGGUGGAUUCGGCCUCCACAUCGAGGGACACAGCACCAUGUUUGGAACGGUGUUAUCGUAUGUAGCAAUGCGCCUGCUUGGCAUGUCGCCUAAUACGUCGAAUCUUGUUGACCGAGAAAAUUCUCUUGUUGAUGCCUUGAGCUGGAUUCGCGCCAGAGGAGGCGCAGUCAAUGUGCCUUCUUGGGGAAAGUUUUAUCUGUGUCUCUUGGGUGUGUAUGAAUGGGAUGGAUUAAACCCCGUGCCUCCAGAAUGCUGGCUUCUACCAUACACUUUCAAUCCAUUGCAUCCAGGUCGAUUUUGGUGUCACUGCCGUAUGGUCUAUCUGCCCAUGAGCUACCUGUACGGGAUGCGAGCAACAGCGCAGUCAACUGAAAUCACUGAACUUCUAAAAAAGGAGCUUUAUAUCGACGAUUACGAUUGCAUAGACUGGAACACGACUCGCAACUCGUGCGCCGAAGAAGAUCUUUAUUACCCACACCCAUGGAUCCAAGACUUAAUCUGGUCCGGACUUUCAAAAGUUGAACUGAGUCUUUUGAAAACAUCUGCAGGAAUGUGGCUGAGGGGAAUCGCGUGCAAACUUGCCAUGGAGCACAUUCACUAUGAGGAUGAAAAUACCCGAUAUAUUGAUAUCGGCCCAGUGAACAAGGUACUGAAUAUGCUUUGCUGCUGGUUUGAAGAUCCCUUCGGUUGUGCAAAUCGUAAGCACAUGCAGCGCUUACAUGACUACCUGUGGCUCGCUGAGGAUGGCAUGAAAAUGCAAGGAUAUAAUGGGUCACAACUUUGGGACUGCGCAUUUGCUGUGCAGGCAAUCACUGCCUCCGGCUUAGCCACUGAAUAUACAGACUGUCUUAUUGCCGCGCACAGAUAUCUAGAUGUAAGCCAGGUGCAAGCAGAUUGCCCUGGUGAACUUACAAGAUGGCAUCGACACAUCAGCAAGGGGGCAUGGCCUUUCAGCACGCGAGAUCACGGAUGGCCGAUUAGUGAUUGCUCUUCCGAGGGGCUGAAAGCGGCACUAGAGCUUGAAGGCCUCGGUACUGCGCUAGCCGGGCCGCCCAUACCCAUCGAUCGCCUUGAAGAUUGCGUCAACGUUGUCCUCUCCUAUCAGAACAUGGAGACUGGCGGAUGGGCGACAUAUGAAAAUACCCGCUCAUUUCCAUGGGUCGAGAUCAUGAAUCCUGCAGAGACAUUUGGAGACAUCAUGAUCGACUACUCGUAUGUGGAGUGUUCCAGCGCUAGCUUGCAGGCACUUUCAAAAUUCCGAACACGAUAUCCAACAUCUCCACACAAGGAUAGAAUUGAAAAAGCACUGACCGCGGGGAGGAACUUUUUGCUCUCGAUUCAACGAGCAGAUGGCAGCUGGUAUGGUAGUUGGGCAAUUUGUUUUACGUACGGAACAUGGUUUGGCAUCAAGGGCCUCUUGGCAACGGGAAGCACGUAUGAAACUUGUUCUUCUUUGCGCAAAGCAGUGCGGUUCUUGCUGUCCAAGCAGAUGGCAUGCGGGGGUUGGGGUGAAAGUUAUCUGUCCAGCCAAAAGAAGAAGUACAUCCAGCUGGAAGGAAACGAACCACACGUCGUAAACACCGCGUGGGCUAUGCUUGCGCUUGUAGCGUCUGGUCAAGCAAAAUACGAUCCCGCUCCUCUACAUAGAGCUGCAAGAGCACUUAUGCGAAUGCAGUGCGGUAAUGGAGAUUGGCCCCAACAGUCCAUCAUGGGUGUUUUUAACAGAAAUUGCAUGAUAACAUAUGCCAACUACAGAAAUAUUUUCCCACUCUGGGCCCUUGGUGACUACGCAACAUUGGUGCUCGGUGUGAAGUAAAAUGUGGUGUGAGCAGUGUGUUAACUUUGUCAGUUCUGACCAACAGGGCGCAAAGCGCAUUUUUCCUCGGCAAGUGUUCCUUCGAACCAUCGAAUGAAGCGGACAAGUAUAGUAGUAGUAGUAAUAUUUAUAAUAUUAAUAUUAAUAAAACACU
Micromonas commoda is the source of this 2503-nucleotide messenger RNA. RefSeq lists its product with no specific name. The transcript has a single exon. Gene Ontology annotation, cellular component: lipid droplet. Gene Ontology annotation, molecular function: intramolecular transferase activity. The record is from RefSeq and is a predicted model, not a curated record. Bases 1 to 2349 code for a protein of 782 amino acids. Lineage: Eukaryota; Viridiplantae; Chlorophyta; Mamiellophyceae; Mamiellales; Mamiellaceae. Gene Ontology annotation, biological process: triterpenoid biosynthetic process.